Messenger RNA from Gambusia affinis (western mosquitofish), 2046 nucleotides. It is a transcript of the gene rbm24b, whose product is annotated as RNA binding motif protein 24b. The record is from RefSeq and is a predicted model, not a curated record. Gene Ontology annotation, cellular component: cytosol. The coding region runs from base 179 to 895 and encodes 238 amino acids. The transcript is spliced from 4 exons. Lineage: Eukaryota; Metazoa; Chordata; Actinopteri; Cyprinodontiformes; Poeciliidae. Gene Ontology annotation, molecular function: mRNA 3'-UTR binding.
UGUGUCACACGAGCUGACAACUGGGAGAGCUUCACAACAAACUAACAGGUGUCCUCCUCCUGCUUCAGGUCCUUUGCCAGUCCGUCAUACCACCUCACCGAUCAACCACACGCGUCUCCUUCCCGUUUAGUUUAACCCCAAAGAAAAACUCCAACCGGGACAAUUUAAUCCACAAAUCAUGCACUCGGCACAGAAAGACACUACCUUCACCAAGAUCUUCGUGGGAGGCCUUCCUUAUCACACCACUGACUCCAGCCUGAGAAAGUAUUUUGAGGUGUUUGGAGACAUCGAGGAGGCUGUUGUUAUCACCGAUCGGCAGACGGGGAAAUCCAGAGGUUAUGGAUUUGUGACCAUGGCAGAUCGGGCCUCAGCUGACCGAGCAUGUAAGGAUCCCAAUCCCAUUAUAGAUGGAAGAAAAGCCAAUGUGAACCUGGCCUAUCUGGGGGCCAAACCCAGGGUCAUUCAACCAGGUUUUGCAUUUGGUGUGCCUCAGAUCCAUCCAGCGUUUAUCCAAAGACCAUAUGGGAUCCCGGCCCACUACGUCUACCCUCAGGCCUUUGUCCAGCCCAGUGUGGUGAUCCCUCAUGUACAACCCUCUGCUGCUACAGCAACAGCCGCCGCUGCUGCUGCAACUUCCCCUUACCUUGACUAUACUGGGGCAGCUUAUGCCCAGUACUCUGCUGCUGCCACUGCUGCCGCCGCCGCUGCAGCUGCUGCUUAUGAUCAGUACCCUUAUGCGGCCUCGCCGGCACCUACGAGCUACAUGACCACAGCCGGGUAUGGAUACACCGUACAACAGCCGCUCGCUACUGCUGCAACACCUGGAGCUGCUGCGGCUGCCGCAGCCUUUAGCCAGUAUCAGCCACAGCAGCUUCAGACAGAUCGCAUGCAGUAAACUCACAAAGACCACCUUCAUGCCAGGGAAGAGGGGAGAUUCGCUCCUUCAGUGAAGACAUUAAAGUUAUGAGAUUGAGUUUUUUCAACUUUAUACCCCAGAGCCUGAAGGAAAUAUGGAGCUACAUGAAGAAUAACUGUAUAUUUUAUUCAAGUGAGAUCAGUUUUGGAUGUAUAUGAAUAUUUAAUAUUUAUUCAGCAUUAAAACAUUUCAUGUUAGAUAAAGAAAAUUUGCCUGAUCUUGUGAGAACUGUUGCUGAGUUUUAUAUAUAUAGCGCAGUCUCUUUCAUAUGGAACUCCCAAGUGCAUAUUAUAUCUUAUGAUCAGGUUUUUUCUUCUACAAUUUGAAAACAAAAACACUUUCAGAUGUACAAGAACAGUGGGUUAUAUCAUCAUCCACUUCAGUAUUUAUUAGUAUCGGACCAUUAUUUUUGUUUGGAAGGGCAGCGUACCUUUAGUCAGAAGUGUUUUGUUAUGACAAAUUUUUAAGCAGCAUUUAGAAUGAAAUAGAGUAGUUUCACUUCAGUGGUUUGCUUUACAAUGUAUUUCUUGAUGGCAAAUGUGAAAUAUGACAACUGUAGCAAGUAAAAGCACUCAUCUUCACCUCUCUUUGCUUAAGCAAAUGAGAAGGAGAAACUGCUGAAUGUGAAUCUUGUAUUUUGAUAAAAUGUUUUCACUGUGUGCCUUUUUAAAUUAUGCUAUUUAUGUAUUUAUUCAGGAGCCUUGGAGCAAUAAACGCUUUAUUUAACACAUGUAAGUAAAUGGCCUGCUGUUGAACAUGCCCACGUGUCCUGCUGCAUUUCUCAUGAUCAAUAGCAUGUAAUGACUAAGUUAUCUUGGUCUGACUGAACUCUGUUCUGUACAUUGAACAAGUGUGUGAACGGUAACUAUACGUUUAAAACUUUUUUUGUUAUUUUUUUCUAGUUCUAUUUUUUUUCCUAAAGUUUGAAACUCUUAAAUGUAUCUUUUUAUACUUGACCUGUUUGGUGAGGACAGCGCUUGUACCGCAUGAACUUUUAACUUGUUCAUAUGUGCUGUGUAUUAUGUCUUUCGACAUCAAAAUUUUUCAAAUGCAGGUACAUGAGCUGUUUAUAUUGUAAUGCAUGAUUCUAAAUAAUGUAAUUUGGGAAAUAAAUUGAAAUUUUCUUCAUA